This is a messenger RNA of Plasmopara halstedii, 477 nucleotides long. RefSeq lists its product as uncharacterized. The transcript is spliced from 2 exons. Lineage: Eukaryota; Oomycota; Peronosporomycetes; Peronosporales; Peronosporaceae. The coding region runs from base 1 to 477 and encodes 158 amino acids. The record is from RefSeq and is a predicted model, not a curated record.
AUGAAAACAAUUGAGAAGGCAAAUUCGACGGAGGACGGCGGAGUAACUCAAUAUCCACCUGAGAAGUCUGGUCUUUCCCAAAUGGGUCAGAAUAUUAGCGGUACCCCGUUAGAUUCUGUUACUUCUACAUCCGUUCCGAGCCCUGCUUUGGAUGCCACAAACCAAGGCAUACCCCUAAAUUUACCGAACAAUGGUGACGCCCCAUGGGUUCAGGAUUCAAGUCCUGCUCCAUCGAAAGAUGAUGCUGCCCAGCUGACCCCAACUAACAUCGAUGCUUCGUGGAUUCAGAAUUUUACACUAGCCCCAUCGAGUACGGAUAAUACUCAGCUGGCGGCUGAAAAACUUGACAUCAUCGGAGAAACGGUGCAAGACGAUCCGACUCAGCUGAUCGAUAACAAUGUGAUUCAGAACAGCUUACGUCGACUUAAAUCUUGGAGGCGUCGACCGUGUCUUAACAGCAACUGGUGUCUAAAAUAA